Juglans regia (Persian walnut) is the source of this 1512-nucleotide messenger RNA. Its product is annotated as purple acid phosphatase 22-like. NCBI's taxonomy places the organism in Eukaryota, Viridiplantae, Streptophyta, Magnoliopsida, Fagales, Juglandaceae. The record is from RefSeq and is a predicted model, not a curated record. Bases 47 to 1396 code for a protein of 449 amino acids. The transcript is spliced from 5 exons. Gene Ontology annotation, molecular function: metal ion binding; acid phosphatase activity.
CUCCAAAAAAUUGGGACCGGCCCUCCUUUAGCUUACAUCAACAGUAAUGAAGAAGAUCAUGCGGGCACGCGUAUUCCAUUUCCCUCUCCUUCUGACCAUUUUCAUGAUCUUCCCUCAAGUACUCCUAGUACAAUCAGAGAACGAUGAUUUUUCUCGUCAACCUCCUCGGCCGAUCAUUCGAACCCAACAUGAUCGAUCGGACUCUGACCCUCAACAGGUGCAUAUAUCUCUGGUAGGGAGAGAUCACAUGAGAGUUACAUGGAUUACUGAUGACAAACAAGCACCUUCAAUUGUGGAAUAUGGAACGGAGAAAGGGAAAUAUGAUGCAAAGGCAAGGGGAGAACAUACAGAAUAUACUUACUUCAAGUAUAGUUCAGGUAAGAUCCACCACACUAAGAUUGGACCAUUGGAGCCCAGCACCACCUAUUUCUACAGAUGUGGAGGUUCAGGCCCCGAAUUCUCCUUCAAGACACCCCCUUCGACAUUUCCUAUUGAAUUUGCGGUGGUUGGCGACCUAGGACAGACGGAAUGGACUGCAUCAACCCUAGCACAUGUUGAUAGUGAAGACUACGACGUGUUUUUGUUACCUGGUGAUUUAUCAUACGCCAAUGGCCAGCAACCUCUGUGGGACUCUUUCGGCCGCCUAGUGGAGCCCUACGCGAGCCGCCGCCCAUGGAUGGUGACCGAAGGGAACCACGACAUCGAGAUCAUGAUACCCGACCAUCCCCAAGGCUUCACGGCCUACAAUAGCAGGUGGCUGAUGCCAUACGAAGAGAGUGGAUCCAAAUCGAACUUAUAUUACUCUUUUGAUGUUGCUGGGACUCACAUAAUAAUGUUGGGUUCUUACACGAAGUUUUAUGUGGAGUCGCCUCAGUACAAAUGGCUGGAGUCUGAUUUGGCUCAAGUCAAUAGGAAGAAGACCCCCUGGGUUCUUGUUCUGUUGCAUGCGCCUUGGUAUAAUACUAAUACAGCUCAUCAAGGCGAAGGAGAAAUCAUGAGACAAACAAUGGAGAAGCUGUUGUAUAAGGCACGGGUCGAUUUGGUUUUUGCUGGACAUGUUCAUGCAUAUGAACGUUUUACUAGGAUUUAUCGCAACAAGCAUAAUCCAUGCGGUCCAGUGUAUAUCACUAUUGGGGAUGGAGGAAAUCGCGAAGGACUUGCAUUAGAGUAUCUGGAACCUGCUUCUCCUCUUUCAUUGUACCGGGAGCCAAGCUUUGGUCAUGGACGCUUGAGGAUAUUGAACGAAACACAUGCAUAUUGGUCAUGGCACCGCAACAAUGAUGCAGACGCACUUGUUGCAGAUACAGUCUGGCUAGAAAGCUUAAGCACUUCUAAAACGUGCCAGAAUACCGUGGACGAGGAAGCGACAACAUCAUUUGUCAAUAAUGAACUCUAAGCCGACACAUACACGCAUAAAUGAAUAUAAUUGCUUAUCAUGUUGGAAGCCAUAUAUGUUGUGUAUUAUUUUCACUGAAGAUGUUUUACAAUUUUCAUUGCUGCAAUUUGUGGGUC